UCAAUCAAAACAAAACACACUUCUCUCAUCUCUGCAUUUACCUUUUCUUUGCUCUUUUAAGAUUUUUGUAUUUUUAAAGGGAUUUGAGUUCGCGUGGAUUCGAAGUACUCUUUGAGCAUCAAUGGAUCGCGCGGAACUAACUACUGAACAGGUUCUUAAGAGGGAUAUCCCAUGGGAAACAUACAUGACGACGAAGCUGAUAUCAGGAACAGGCCUUCAGCUGUUAAGGCGUUAUGAUAAUAGAGCUGAAAGUGUCAGGGCACAGUUGUUGGAUGAUGAUGGUCCGGCCUACGUGCAAGUGUUUGUUAGCAUAUUACGUGAUAUCUUUAAAGAAGAAACAGUGGAAUAUGUUCUGGCUUUAAUUGAUGAAAUGCUUACAGCCAAUCCAAAAAGAGCCAGAUUAUUUCAUGACAAGUCUCUUGCUACUGAAGAUACUUAUGAACCUUUCCUAAGAUUGUUGUGGAAAGGAAACUGGUUCAUACAAGAAAAGAGCUGCAAGAUACUUGCCUCAAUAGUAAGUGCAAGGCCAAGAACCCAGGAGGGUGCUGUUGCAAAUGGAGAAGCCUCAAAGAUAAGGGGCCCUACCAUUGAUGAUGUACUAAAGGAAUUAGUUGACUGGCUUUGCACGCAGCUAAAGAAGCCUUCCCAUCCUACUUGUGGUGUUCCUACUGCUAUUAACUGUCUUGCAGCAUUACUGAAGGAACCUAUUGUCAGGUCUUCCUUUGUUCGAGCGGAUGGGGUGAAGUUACUGAUCCCUUUAAUUACUCCAGCAUCGACCCAGCAAUCUAACCAGCUUCUCUAUGAAACAUGUCUCUGUGUGUGGCUUUUAUCUUACUAUGAACCAGCAAUUGAGUAUUUAGCGACAUCUAGGGCUCUACCAAGACUGGUUGAUGUCGUUAAGAGUUCCACAAAGGAGAAGGUUGUCAGGGUUGUUGUAUUGACCUUUAGGAACUUGUUAUCCAAAGGCACAUUCGGUGCUCAGAUGGUUGACCUCGGACUGCCACAGAUUGUUCAGAGUUUGAAAGCACAAGCAUGGAGUGAUGAGGAUCUAUUGGAGACUCUCAAUCACCUUGAAGAUGGGCUGAAGGAUAACAUUAAGAAAUUGAGUUCCUUCGAUAAAUAUAAGCAAGAAAUUCUCCUUGGUCAUCUUGAUUGGUCACCCAUGCAUAAAGAUCCAUUGUUUUGGCGUGAUAAUAUUUCAUGCUUUGAAGAGAAUGAUUUCCAGGUUCUAAGGGUCCUCAUUACAAUUAUGGACUCGUCUAAUGAUCCAAGAGCUCUAGCCGUUGCUUGCUUCGAUCUCUCACAAUUUAUUCAGCACCACCCCGCUGGCCGGGUGAUAGUGAACGAUCUCAAGGCGAAGGAACAGGUUAUGAAGUUGAUGAACCAUGACAGCGCCGAGGUUACCAAGAAUGCCUUACUCUGCAUCCAGAGGCUUUUCCUAGGUGCCAAAUAUGCUAGCUUUUUGCAGGCAUAGUUCAGCUGAAUCGUUCUCGGUCCUGUCCAAUUGGAUGGUAAGUAAAUUAUGCUUUGGUAGAUUGAGUGGUUUUUUUCAUGUCGGAUUACUUGAUUGCCAACAUUUCAAGGAAUAAUUACUUCGAUUUUAUUGUCGAGGUUCGAACUUAUUAUUUUUCAAAAAUUUAGUUGUGGUAUAGAAUAAAAUGUAUGCAAUUCCUUAUUUGCUUAAAUAAAUUGUAAUACCAUUAUCAUGGUUCAAGAACAACUUAUUUUUUGCAUGAAUUUUAUUAACCCCUUUUUUGUAA
Molecule: messenger RNA, 1760 nt
Organism: Hibiscus syriacus
Lineage: Eukaryota; Viridiplantae; Streptophyta; Magnoliopsida; Malvales; Malvaceae
Product: V-type proton ATPase subunit H-like
Exons: 12
Coding region: 122-1474 (450 amino acids)
Biological process (GO): proton transmembrane transport
Cellular component (GO): vacuolar proton-transporting V-type ATPase, V1 domain
Molecular function (GO): protein binding; proton-transporting ATPase activity, rotational mechanism
Source: RefSeq, a predicted model, not a curated record